AUGGAAGUGUCUUUUGGGAAUAGGAAACUGAGACUUAAUGUGUUUAAUGUUGGUUUAGAGCUGAUGCAUAAGGACGAUAAUGAGUAUUUCAUGCUUGAUGCUAUUGACAGUCUAAUGGAGGCUCAUGUCCCACAACUGUUAUAUGAUGAUGUGAUUUACACUCUUAUGAAUCUGUCUAUUGAGGAGAUAUGUAACUUGAGUGUUGUGUUUAAAAUUCAGGAGCUUGUUGUGAUCUACUACGUAAGCAAGACCCUCUCCGAUGCUCAAUACAGUUGCAUCACUACCGAGAAAGAGUUACUUGCAGUAGUGUUCUCCCUUGAUAAACUCCUGUCUUAUUUGCUUGGAUCUAGGAUAGUUGUCUUUACAGACCACGUUGCAGUUAGUGGCAAGAUGGCCGCUUUAAAGUUCCUCCAGUGUGGUUUUUAUUGGCCUAGUAUUUUUCGCAAUGCAUUGCUUGGUAUUAAUUUCAUGGGUCUAUUUCUCUCAUCUUUUGGCUUUGAAUAUAUCUUGCUUAUAGUGGAUUAUGUGUCUAAAUGGGUAGAAGCCAUUGCCACUAGGACCAAUGAUCAUAAGGUGGUCGUCAACUUUGUUCAAUUGCACAUGUUUAGUCAUUUCAGUUACUCGUAUGCCAUCAUCAACGAUGGUGGUUCGCAUUUCACCAAUAGGCAAUUUGGCUCACUAUUGAGAAAGUACUCAAUCACCUAUAAAGUUGUCAUACCUUAUCACCCUCAAACUAGUGGACAAGUGGAACGUGCUAACAGGGAAAUUAAGACUAUCUUAAAGAAAAUUGUACAAUUCGAUCAUAAGGAUUGGUUGAUGCGUCUGAAUGAAGCACUUUGA
Messenger RNA from Pistacia vera, 840 nucleotides. RefSeq lists its product as uncharacterized. Gene Ontology annotation, molecular function: nucleic acid binding. Gene Ontology annotation, biological process: DNA integration. Lineage: Eukaryota; Viridiplantae; Streptophyta; Magnoliopsida; Sapindales; Anacardiaceae. The record is from RefSeq and is a predicted model, not a curated record. The transcript is spliced from 4 exons. The coding region runs from base 1 to 840 and encodes 279 amino acids.